AUGAGUAAUAUGUGGACCACGACAACAAAUUGUAUUAGAGAAGCUUCUAGAGAGGUGUUAGGGGUCACGAAUGGAUACACUGGAUGCCACAAAAGGGAUUGGUGUAGGAAUAAAGAAUUCCUAAAAAAUGUGAAAGCCAAGAAAGCAACACAUCUGAUUCUAGUGGAGAGCGCAAUCAAGGAGGAGAGGAGGACGAAUAGGGAGUGCUAUAAGAGGGCUGAAAAAGUGGAAACAUUAGCGGUCACGAUGGCUAAGAAUGCAACGUUUAGGCACCUGUAUGAGGAACUGGGGAGUAAAGGCGGUGACAAGAGACUAUAUAGGCUCUUUAAGGUGGAGGAGGUUGAGGGGGUGAUGCGGAAGAUGAGUAGGGGUAAAGCGGCUGGGCCAGAUAAGAUUCUGGUAAGAUAUUUGAAAGAUGGGGGCCAGGCAGGCUUGGAGUGGCUUAGUGGAUUGUUUAAUGUCAUUUCAGGACGCAGAUACCCGAUGAAUGGAGUAGGAGCUUGA
This is a messenger RNA of Nicotiana tabacum (common tobacco), 504 nucleotides long. NCBI's taxonomy places the organism in Eukaryota, Viridiplantae, Streptophyta, Magnoliopsida, Solanales, Solanaceae. The record is from RefSeq and is a predicted model, not a curated record.